This is a messenger RNA of Aspergillus ochraceoroseus IBT 24754, 1818 nucleotides long. RefSeq names its product glutamyl-tRNA(Gln) amidotransferase subunit PET112. Gene Ontology annotation, molecular function: glutaminyl-tRNA synthase (glutamine-hydrolyzing) activity. The transcript is spliced from 4 exons. NCBI's taxonomy places the organism in Eukaryota, Fungi, Ascomycota, Eurotiomycetes, Eurotiales, Aspergillaceae. Gene Ontology annotation, biological process: mitochondrial translation; glutaminyl-tRNAGln biosynthesis via transamidation. The record is from RefSeq and is a predicted model, not a curated record. Bases 1 to 1818 code for a protein of 605 amino acids.
AUGCUCCGACCAUGUCUGCGCACUUGCCCCCGCGCAACCUUCCGUGCCCUUGUCUGUCCGCGAUGUCUGCACCAUGAGUCUCUCCAAUUCCCAGCAGUUAUUCCCAAAAACUCACCCUCGUCCACCCCCUCUCGAGCAAUUCGCCCUCUGCAAACCGCUGCCAUCGACUCACAAGAUCGUGUCCCUCUCCGAAAACAACUCAAACAGGACGCAAAGGCCGUGAGAGCUCACAAGCGUGAGAGACGAGAACAGGAAGAGGCAUCCCGGCAAAAGUGGGAGCUUACCGUGGGGGUGGAAAUUCAUGCUCAGCUCAAUACCCAAGCCAAAUUAUUUUCUAAAGCUCCAACCUCAUCCUCCGACCUUCCCAAUUCGAAUGUCGCUCUAUUCGACCUGGCCUUCCCGGGUAGUCAGCCGGAAUUUCAAACAGCCACCCUCCUCCCGGCUUUGCGCGCUGCGAUCGCUCUCAAUUGCGACAUCCAACCAGUCAGCCGUUUUGAUCGGAAACACUAUUUCUACCAAGACCAACCGGCUGGUUAUCAAAUAACCCAAUAUUACGAGCCCUUUGCAAGAAAUGGGUUCGUGGACCUAUUCAGUCACGAUGGUAUUGCGCCCGAAGAUGGAAAACACGUUCGCAUCGGUAUCAAGCAGAUCCAACUUGAACAGGACACGGCCAAAUCUCAGGAAUACCCUCCCUCCACCCAGCUCCUCGAUUUCAACCGCGUUUCUCACCCACUCAUUGAGAUCAUUACCAUGCCGCAAAUCCACACUCCUGCCACCGCCGCUGCAUUCGUCCGUAAAGUUCAGUCAAUUCUCCAGUCUUGCAACGCGGUCACUACCGGAAUGGAACUAGGAGGCCUCCGAGCCGACAUCAACGUCUCAAUCCGGCUUCGUGGUGACGAGUCCGGUGCCCAUCAUUACGGAGAUGUUCAAGGACUGGGCCAGCGCACCGAAAUCAAGAAUCUGAGCAGCUUCAAGGCAGUGGAAGAUGCCAUUAUUGCCGAGAAGAACCGGCAGAUUGCCGUUCUAGAAAGCGGAGGAGCCGUGGAAGGUGAGACACGAGGUUGGACGAUUGGCAGUACAGAAACAAGGAAGCUUCGCGGGAAAGAAGGAGAAGUGGAUUAUAGAUAUAUGCCAGAUCCAGAUAUCCCGCCCCUGCUCAUCGGUGACGAUCUCGUGUCGCAGCUAGCCGGUACCCUCCCAACAUCCCCCGACGCGCUCCUCGACAUGUUGAUGGGCUCCGAAUAUAGCCUUCCGCUCGAAGAUGCGAAGCCACUAGUUGAAUUGGAGGAUGGCGCGCGACUUGAGUACUACCAAGAUGUUGUGGACGUCUUGCGCGAUCUGCAGCAGGAUCUCGAUGCCAGGGCUCGAGAUGCUGUCGGCCGUGUGGCUGGAAACUGGGUUCUCCACGAGCUGGGGGGACUCUUGACUAAAGGGGACUUGGCGUGGGAUACAGAACGAGUCACAGCGCGGUCCCUCGCGACGAUCAUCGACCAACUUCAGCGGAAGCGCAUCACUGGAGCAACCGCCAAGCAGGUACUCGCGAUGGUGUUUGAGGGGGACCAACGACCCGUUCUCCAGCUUCUAGAGGAGGAAAAUCUCCUCCUCCGGCCGCUUUCACGACAGGAAUAUAUCGCUCUGGCGGAGGAAGCCAUCCGCCAGAACCCACAGAUGGUUGAGCAGAUCCGACGCAAGAACCAACUCGGUAAGCUCGGGUGGUUCGUGGGACAGAUGAUGCGCAUGGGGGAGAAGGGUCGUGUAGAGGCUCCCAAGGCGGAUGCGAUCCUGCGAGAGCUUAUUCUGGGGGGGGAUUCAUCAUAG